AGCUGGGGCAGAGGGCAACACGGAUAGAUCAGGGAUCGGCCGAGCCUAAUGUUCUGGGAGCCUUUCUAAUCCCGGAAUGGAUGGUUUAUCUAUCCAGCCAUCAAGGAGAAGGGGUCUGAGAGGAAGAUCCCCAGUGAGGGUGAACUGGAGCCACCUUGGGCUGGUGCUUUUGUUCCUCGUGUCCAUCGCCAUGACCGGCUGCUUUAUAUGGCAAUUUAAACUCCCUAAGAAGGAACCAGGUCUUCCAGUAAAAGAGAAAGUUCCUGAUGUGGUGAAAAUGUGCCCACGAUUUCCAGAACCAGUGCCUUUGGAGCACCCAAUCCCCAUCCUGAAAGAGGCUCUGGAGAAGGUGGACAAACUUUUGAGGCAUAAAAUUCAUACUCCAGGAUUGCCCGCCAUAUCAGCCAUUGUCACUUAUAAUGACACGGUGCUGUGGACAGGGAACUUUGGCAAGAAGAAUGGAUCCGACCCUUUCUCGGCUGCUCCAAAUGAGUACACGAUUUACCGAAUCGCCAGCAUCUCGAAGAUAUUUCCUGCGUUGAUGUUGUACAAACUGUGGGAAGAAGGAGAGGUGGCUUCACUGGAUGAUCCCCUCGACAGAUACGUCUCCAACUUUUCCAUCAAAAACCCUCUGGGCCAAUCCAAGUCGUCCGACCACCGAUAUAUGGUGGAUGGUUUAGCGUUCACACAGAAAGGCGCCCAACUGGUUAAACCAUCGUCGGUCACACUGCGCAGGAUGGCGAGUCACCUGUCAGGUCUGCCGCGCAGGCUGCGCUCCACCAAUCUCCUGUGGAAGGGAACCACCGAGCAGGCCAUUGACCUCCUGCGAGACGAUGUGUUGGUGGCCGACCCUGGAACACGGUGUCAUUACAGUAAUCUGGCAUUUUCGCUGCUGGCUCAUGUCCUGGCAGAGCAAACCUCCGAAGGAGAAUACCAGCGCUGGGUGGCAGAUAACAUUCUAGACCGGCUGGGUAUGGAGGACACAGGGUUUGACAUCACACCCCCGGUACAGGCACAGAUGGCAGUGGGCUUCUAUGGCAGCGGCCAGCAAGCUCCUCUCUACGACCUAGGCUGGUAUCGCCCCUCGGGUCAGAUGUAUUCCACAGCAGCGGAUAUGGCUAAACUGGCCAUGGUUUUAAUGAGUACCUAUCAUCGACGAAUCCUGGAGGCUGACACGUUAAAGACAAUGCUGACCCCACUUCUAAAGUGCUCUAGUGAUUACUUUGCUAACAAGACUGGGACCCCUUGGGAAAUCAAUGAGCAACACGGAUACGAUGUAAUUCGGAAAGAUGGAGAUUUGGAUGGAUUUUCCGCUACGUUUUCUAUGGUCCCCAAACUCCGUCUUAGCUUCAUUGUGCUCAUGUCCGGCGUGAGACCUCAGGAGGAGGACAUAGUGUCAAAAACAUAUAAUUACCUCAUUCCAGCCAUGGAAAAAGCAUUAAAAGAGGCAGAGAAGAGACUUAGCCCAGUGCCCGAUGCCACCCCUUAUGUUGGCUAUUACAGUUACGCAAAUCUGACCUUUUAUGAGAUUAAAGUUGGACCCAAUGGGGUGUUGACCAUGCAGCAAUUUGGACCCCACAUCGAAGAGCUGAUUCCAGAAGGUUACCGGACCAUACGGCUUCAUUAUUUGGAGGAGAGGGUCUUCCAGGUGGUGUUUGAGAAAGAGUACCCCUGUGUUCUGAAGCUGGGCUCUGCCUCGGUCUCGCUGGAAACUCAGGAUGGGCAGCUUUUCAAUUUCUAUGCUUUGGAUCCUCAAGGUUUGUCCCCUGGAUUUGAUGCUCCCGGUCUGAACACAUAUAGUGUCGUUCGCAUCCACCACAAACCCGUUUUCCACCAUUAG
Spea bombifrons (plains spadefoot toad) is the source of this 1840-nucleotide messenger RNA. RefSeq names its product lactamase beta like 1 (gene LACTBL1). The record is from RefSeq and is a predicted model, not a curated record. Bases 77 to 1840 code for a protein of 587 amino acids. The transcript has 8 exons. Lineage: Eukaryota; Metazoa; Chordata; Amphibia; Anura; Pelobatidae.